Molecule: messenger RNA, 4432 nt
Organism: Triplophysa dalaica
Lineage: Eukaryota; Metazoa; Chordata; Actinopteri; Cypriniformes; Nemacheilidae
Product: solute carrier family 66 member 2
Exons: 6
Coding region: 234-959 (241 amino acids)
Biological process (GO): retrograde transport, endosome to Golgi; phospholipid translocation
Cellular component (GO): endosome; trans-Golgi network
Source: RefSeq, a predicted model, not a curated record
GGGAUUCCCGCUGCUGCAGCCGCGUGCGGUCAAACCCACAUCUCCAAACUGCAUCAGCCUGAUUUAGACUAAAUGAGAAGUAACGUUACAUGAGGCAGCAUGUGCUUACGAGAGCCUGUGCUGCUAUACUUGUCAAACCAGUCUUCGCCCGAAACAAGGGAAAAUCUGUGAUCAAGUGUGCAAUCAUACAGAGGAUGGGAGUGUAGAGACGGCGUGUUCGUGAGAAUCGAGCGAUGGAGCAGGCACCAGAGGAGGACAUGGAAAGCUCGUGGACUCUGCUCUCCUGGCUGGCCUCCUGCGUGAUUGUGUUCGGGGGCGCCGUGCCCUACGUCCCCCAGUACCAGGAGAUCCAGAGGACCAAUAAUGCAGAGGGUUUCUCCACAAGAGUCUGUCUGGUGCUGCUUCUUGCCAACAUACUGCGCAUUUUCUUCUGGAUAGGGAAGCAGUUCGAGAUGCCCUUGCUCUUGCAGAGCGUGGUGAUGAUUCUUACCAUGUUGGGUAUGCUGCAUUUGUGCUGUUCCAUUCAGGCCAGUAACCGUGUCAGUACCAAACAACACCACAUCACAGAUUUGGACAUAAGGUAUUUCUGGAGCUGGAGUUCAUUUGAAGACUACCUGAUCUUCUGUUUCGGCUUCACGCUGCUUUCUGCUUUUAUAACGUUCGUCUUUCUGGACUGGGUUCUGUUUGUGGAGGCUUUGGGCUCUUUGGCUGUGAUGUUUGAAGCCAUGCUGGGCCUUCCUCAACUGCUUCAGAACUACAACAACAGAUCUACUCGAGGCAUGAGUGUAAAGAUGGUGCUUCUAUGGACUGCUGGUGACAUCUUUAAGACCACAUACUUUGUGAUCAAUGAAAGCCCCACACAGUUUCUGGUCUGUGGUGCAGUGCAGAUCCUCAUUGACAUUGCCAUUCUGCUCCAGGUGGGAUACUAUGGCCAAGACUCCAGAAGCAAACUGGGUUGACCUCGCAUUUGAACGAUAAUAAUGAGGUUCACCACUCCUAAGCAAGGACACACAGUACUUUGUUAAAUGCCUGUUGCAAAACUGAUCUGUUACUUUUUCCAAUGUUUUUAAGUGAGAAAAAUGCAUGUACUGGGGUCUAUAAACCUGACAUGGUUGCUUCAUUUUAAAGGAUUUGGAAUCUAUAUUUGUAAACAUUUUUUUAUUGGAAAUUAUAUUAGCAUCAAUUUAUGGGCUCUUAAAUGACAAAAUACUCUUAAGCUGGUUUGGACUUGGCAAAACCUUAUAGUCCAUGUUCCCGAUUUGGGAAUUACAACAAUUCAUACCUCACCUUGUGUUGUACAAUUUGACUAUUUGUACAAAGUAAACAUGGUUAAGGUAACAAAUUUGAUUUGUGAUCAAUGAAUCAUGCAGAAUCUCACAUAAAUUUCAUGUUUUAUGUGUUGUAAUUAUUAAUCUAGGUUUUUAUUAGGGUUUCAAGUAGUUUUUGCUCUCAGUUUUUCAAUGUGCAUGCCUUUUUUAUACCCCAUUAUUUAUUUACAUUGUUAUGUCACAAACACACCUGUGUUUAUCUAUGUUUCCUCCUAAGGUUAUUACUCUUACCAAAUGACCGUUCACUUUGUUAUAUUUGGGAUAUUUGUCUUUUUACCAGCAUUUGGGAGACCUGCUACAUUUUCACUGCAACUGAACCACUGGGAAAUUUAGCAUGUGCCAAUUGCAUCCCAAACUCGAUUCAAACUGCUAGCUCAUUUAUCAACGAUUUGUCUUCUUAUUUUCAUUUAAGAGCACUAACACACUGUUACUUGCAAAGUUGCACACAAACGGCUGCAUACUAAACAGCAUAUUGAUGUUAUACUUUUAAACCCAAAUCCAUUUCCUGAUGUAUGGUUUUAUUGCCUAAUUUUAAUUACCUGCAUAAUAUUAGUGAAAAUGCAUGAAGGGCGUGCCAUAAAUAUAUAAUGUAAAAAUGAUAUAUCAAAUUGGAUUGCAAUGCUAACAUAACAAACGAUGGAUUAGUUGUGUUUUAUUAUUCACAUAGAUCAAUAGUCCCAGGAAGUAAUUUCACUAAAAGAUUGUUUAAUAUCGCAGUAUUGGUGCCAGAAUUUCACAUAUGCAGUGUGAUUUUUAACCAAAGUGGAAAGGUAUUGUGGAACGACUGCACUGGAUACCCCUGGGAUGUUACACAACAAAAAAGCCAAUGAUGGACAAACGUUGAGUAAUCUUGGGUCGAUAGCCUUCUUUGUCCUCCAAAGAUGGCAAUGAUGACAUCUCCGCCUGACUAUUACCAGUCUUUUAUCAUCCGUAUGUUUGUCCAAGCACAUUACGCCAAGACGAAGGGCAAUCUGCAAAGAAAUUGACAUUUGGACUGUUUUCAUGUUUCAAGUUAAUGAAGUUGGUGAUAAACGCGCAGUCACCUCAUCUUGACUCCUAGUGUAGAUGAUCAGUUCUGAUAAGCUUUCAUAAUAAAACAGUCCCACUCCAUUAAGUUACCGUUCACACACUGUGAGGCAUAUAUUUUGUCACUGCAAAAUAAUCUUACUUUAGCUUUAAGUCCUGCUUUAGCAUUUUAGCACUACUCAGGGGGAUAUAAAAGUGUCAUUUAAACAUCAGUUUUAGAUUCCAUCUUGGUUUUUGUUUUGGCUCUGUCUCUCUGCACCGUCUGGCUUAUAUUUCACACUAACAUGGAGCUAUUAAGCCUGGUGGCUCCCUUAGCAUUACUGUGGUUAUUAUGGAUGAUUCCAUAGCUUCGGUCUCUCAGCUGUUUCCUAUCUGCAUGGGCAGGUUUUAUCGGCUUUAGUUGUUAUUGUGGUAGGGCUGUCUGUGAGGGAAAUCUUUGCUCUGCUGUGCUGUUAAUCUCCUCAGCAUUAUCAGCAGCUAUAUCUGGCCCCAGCAAAGCUUAAAAAUAAUAACAUAUAUUCACAUGAAACUAUAAAACGUCUGUCCGGUCAAACCGUGCCAUCUCAGGUGCUGAUCUUUAAAGUCUCAGGAGACAUGAUGCAGUAUAUCUGUUAUGUGUGAUUUAGGUAUUCAGUUUGUCUUUCUGAUGUCACUUCUAAAGUUAUAAAAAUAUUAUUAUUGGAACUCAAUUAUAUAGAUUAAGGGUAUAGGCAAGGGAUAAUCCACAGCUAGCCGUGCGUUAAAGGGUUUUACGCAAAGCAGGGGGUGGUUGCCUCCGCAAAGUACAUUAAAAUCCUUUAACGCACGGCUAGCUGUGGAUUAUCCUGCUUAUACCAUGGUCAUUUGCCAAGUGAAAGCUGUAAUUGAUGUCUACAUUGUAAUUUUAGAUCAAACAGUUAUCGGUUAAUCAGUUUAUUUUAAAUGUGAUCAAAGUGUCUGGAGCUACCUGUGGGUUAAAGGGUUUUAAUGCACGCUUACCAACCAAUCAGAAUCGAGGAUUCAAAAAGACUAUUGAAUGAAAAGCAUGGCUCAGAUUUAAAGAGAGUUUUUGUAAUUCUGAUUGGCAUACACUGUAAAAACUGAUAUUUUACAGUUCUAUUUUUUUAUUGAAAUAAACAGCAAAUUUACAUUACAAGUUUAAAAUGUACAAGUUUAGUGUACAAAAUAUGAAAAACAGUUGAGAUAUUAAAGGGUUCUUGUGUGACUUUUUUCCCCCUUUCCUUUGUAACAGUUCUUUUCUGUACCUGUCUUGAACCCAAAUCCCUCAUUUAUCUUUAUAUAAAGACAUUCAUGUUUUGUUAAACAAUUAUCCAUAUCUUUCUAUUGUAUUGUAUGAAUUCAUGUUUAUCAAUUUCAGUUUUCGUAGUUGCACAUGACCAGUGAAUAGCUUUGCCAAGCUCAGUAAUUUUCUCAUCUUUGGCAAGGAAAUCGCUCUGAUGAGCAAGAUAAUGGUCUAUUAUGUGUUUAAUGUUGUGGGAUGAUGACCGUUUAAUGUUGCCUUAAUGUUCUGAACGUUUUUGUCUUUAAAGUCAUUUCAGAAAAACACCAUGCAAUAUGAGAUACAAAACAAGUCUUCUUUAUUUAUACAGUUUUUAAAUAUAACAAUAUCAGCCUAUGGAACUGUCAGAUGGGAUGUGUUUGCUACUGUAUAUUUGUCAUAUAUACAAAUUAUUGGGAUAAAAUAUUACUGUAUAAAAGCAUUUGUUUUUUAUUUGAAAGAAACAACACACAAUUCUCUGUACUGCAUCUACUUUAAAUAACGUUUUUUAUAUAUUCUUAUUGUUAUUCUACAACUUGCUAAGCCUACAUUGUCAGCCUGUUUUGAAGCACGAUCUGUAUUGCUUGUUGAAUUCUCAGGACUUGAUGUUAACUGAAUUGUUUGGAUUUGCAAAACUCCAGCAACAGACUUUAUUUAUAUAACAUCUGCUGCAUGAUUGCCCAUUUUAAAUUAAAUGUAAAUUGCCUGUGUGACCAGUGUAGUGGGGUGUAAAAUUGGAAACUCAUAUUCCAUUCGUUCCUGAUUCUGUACUCUGGGUGUGAGGCAAGUGUCAAUUCUGGAUAAUAAAGUAUUUCACUGA